Molecule: messenger RNA, 750 nt
Organism: Puma concolor (puma)
Lineage: Eukaryota; Metazoa; Chordata; Mammalia; Carnivora; Felidae
Source: RefSeq, a predicted model, not a curated record
AUGCAGUUUCGCCUCUUCUCCUUUGCCCUCAUCAUCCUGAAUUGUAUGGAUUACAGCCACUGCCAAGGCAAUCGAUGGAGACGCAGUAAGCGAGGUGGGUCCUACUCUGCCCGAGCUAGUUAUGUAUCAAAUCCCAUUUGCAAGGGUUGUUUGUCUUGUUCAAAGGACAACGGGUGCAGCCGAUGUCAACAGAAGUUGUUCUUCUUUCUUCGAAGAGAAGGCAUGCGCCAGUAUGGAGAAUGCCUGCAUUCCUGUCCAUCUGGCUACUAUGGACACCGAGCCCCAGAUAUGAACAGAUGUGCAAGAUGCAGAAUAGAAAACUGUGAUUCUUGCUUUAGCAAAGACUUUUGUACCAAGUGCAAAGUAGGCUUUUAUUUGCAUAGAGGCCGUUGCUUUGAUGAAUGUCCAGAUGGUUUUGCACCAUUAGAUGAAACCAUGGAAUGUGUGGAAGGAUGCGAAGUUGGUCAUUGGAGUGAAUGGGGAGCUUGUAGCAGAAAUAAUCGCACAUGUGGAUUUAAAUGGGGUCUGGAAACCAGAACACGACAAAUUGUUAAAAAGCCAGCAAAGGACACGAUACCAUGUCCAACCAUCGCUGAAUCCAGGAGAUGUAAGAUGGCCAUGAGGCAUUGUCCAGGAGGAAAGAGAGCCCCAAAGGCAAAGGAGAAGAACAAGAAAAAGAAGAGGAAGCUGAUAGAAAGAGCCCAGGAGCAACACAGUGUCUUCCUAGCUACAGACAGAGCUCAUCAGUAA